AUGUCGAUACGCCCUGUGAACCUGGAAGACUUCACAGAAACAUCUUUUGAGGAUGUCGACACAACUACAAGUCCCGUGAACUGGGCCAAAUCUGUGCGAAGUCGGCAGUCGUCGCCAUUAAAAGAGACCGGCGGGCCGCCAUCGAGCACAAGCUCCGAAAGUACCACAUUCUCAAAUAACAAGAAAAGAUAUUCAACACAUACGGAAAGUGACGACGAUGGAGAAGGGUUUUUGGACGAGUUCGAAGAGUUCCGAGGCAAAUCUCCAAGCGAGGAAGUACUAAAAAAACACUUCACUCAAACUCCUUUGGCAACAGGUCGUGGCCGGCUGUUGGAAGAAAACCUCAAUGAGGUGGACGAUGAGAUGGACGCUUUGACGGAAAACUUCGUCAAGAAUACUAGCGUUAGUUCGCGAAACCUGAGCGGGAUAACAGGAAACAAACUUUCGUCGGGCCGCUCAGUAAAGCAGCCACAAUCGAUGCUAAACUUGCGAGACGCAAAAAAACCAAGUUUUCGGGGCAAACAAGCUCAUGAAUUGACUAACAGCAGGUCUGCGUCAAACUUGAGAGCAGGUCAUCGCCUAGGUCCUAAAACUGUUCGAUAUAAAAAAUCCAUGCCAGUGCUGUCCAAGUACGACAUAAUCCGCGAAGAGGACGAACAAGACAAUUACAAAGAUGAAUUUGAAGAAGACUUGAAAAUUGAUAGGAACCUUCUACAGCCGCAAUUUUUGUCGGAAGACAAUUUAAAAUCGCCAUUGAAUCUGUCACCCAACCAGUACACUAUAACUGCUGAUGACUCCUUACUUACCCCUCAGCUUCAUAAGCGACACCGCGAGUGGAUAAAGCCGAGCCAGCUUAAUAUGUUCAGGGAACCUCUGCGACGUGAAAAACGGGGAAGUAAGUAUACCGAUGGCAGCAAGCUGUCCGCGAGCCACAGAUUGAAGACGAUCAAACAGGAAAUAGAUCACAACACGCCUAUGAAAAAGGGUCGUAUGGUGUACAACCCGGAGACGCUGACCUGGGAGGGUAAUGAACAAGCGCUUUCGAAAUUUCGUGACGUGGACUCCUUUGACAAGAAAGCCAUUGUAAUACAGGGCAAGCCGGACCUGCAAGUAUUGCGUGAUCGCAAGUCGAGCACGGCAUUGGGCUCGAGGCCCCGUGGGAAAGUAGUUGGAAGGAUGAUGUUCGACCAGGAAAAUCUACGCUGGGUCAGAAUUGAUGGCAGUGAAAAAGAUCCGUUUGCUGAGAUUCCAGACUACAUUCCCGCUGCAAGUGCUCCUACCGCUUUCACACGAAAGGGACUGGCAUCCAAGAGAUCUCAAAGUCAAUUUGGUCCAAUUCGCAAUGAGCUGGGCGGGAGAUUUUCGUCGUCUGCAACAACGCGCUUCCACUCUCUGGGUGCGACCUCAAAUAGUCACGAUCCCACUUUCAACAUUGAUUCCAAGACGUUGGAGAGGUUUUAUCACGAGGAAAACAGAUGGAGCAGAAAGGUUGGCGGAUGGUUUAUACCGCGAGACACGGAAAUGGAAAAGUUCGAAGAUGGCCAAGGUCUGCCCGACUCUAAAAACAAUAGCUACAUGUAUGAAAUUCGGAACAUGGUGAUCAGCUCUGCGCGUAAUUGA
Lachancea dasiensis is the source of this 1620-nucleotide messenger RNA. The record is from the annotation of a GenBank genome assembly. Lineage: Eukaryota; Fungi; Ascomycota; Saccharomycetes; Saccharomycetales; Saccharomycetaceae.